UGAUUUGACAGUGACAUUACCAAAAUAUAACCUCUACGCUGAUUAAUUUUUGUGUAUUAUUGUGAAUAAGUAAUUUAAAAACUAGAUUUUAUAGCAUUGUAAUCUUUUUGAAUAAGCAUCUUAAUAGUAUAUAAGCUCAAAAAUGGCUGAACCAUUAAAUCUAAGCAUACAUUUUGGAGGCGGCGCAGAAUUACUUUUUGACAAAAUCAAGAAAAGGGAAGUAGAGUUGCCAGCUCUGAAAAAAUAUAUGCCAGAUUGCCAACACGAAAAAUGGACUAUCAGAGAAUUAUUACAGUGGAUUAAAGAUAAUUUAUUAAAGGAAAGAUUGGAAUUAUUUAUGCAGGGUGAUUCAGUUAGACCAGGGAUCUUGGUUCUAAUCAAUGAUGCAGAUUGGGAAUUAUACGGCGAAUUAGAUUAUGAAAUACAGAAUAAUGAUACAAUACUAUUUAUAUCUACUUUACAUGGCGGAUAAAAUGAUGUGAAAUUAA
This is a messenger RNA of Trichoplusia ni (cabbage looper), 488 nucleotides long. RefSeq names its product ubiquitin-related modifier 1 (gene Urm1). The coding region runs from base 143 to 472 and encodes 109 amino acids. The transcript is spliced from 3 exons. Gene Ontology annotation, cellular component: nucleus; cytoplasm. Gene Ontology annotation, biological process: tRNA thio-modification; protein urmylation. The record is from RefSeq and is a predicted model, not a curated record. Gene Ontology annotation, molecular function: protein tag activity. Lineage: Eukaryota; Metazoa; Arthropoda; Insecta; Lepidoptera; Noctuidae.